UUUUUCCCCAUCCUGUGUCAUAAGAGCAGGACUGAUGCAUCAGCGAAAGACUCGCAAACAGUGGAGCGGGGCAGCAGACCUCAGUUAAUGGGGUGAUUCCUCCCGGAGAGGACGUAGAGGAGGUAUUUCAUACAGUCAAUUUUAAGUGACUUCUUAUAACUGGGGAUGCCAGUCCGCCGAGGCUCAUUGCGACUCUGGGUUAUAAACCCGUUCAGGUCGAUGCGCAGUGUUUCGAAGUCUCCUAGCGUUUAGCAUUUGCACAGUGGAAUUCAGACCAAUAAUGCUAGACUAGUAUCACAUGUCUGAACAAGCUAUAAUAAUAAUAAUAAUAUAUAAUGCAUAACAAUGCAUGACAAAUAGUAUGUCUAUUCUGAAAGGAUUCUUCUGCGCUCUUCGUUAAUUCAAAGACUUGACGGAUUUAAGACAUCCCUGAUUGAGGACGUUGAGAAUAUGAUGGAUCGUCGUUUUUAUGCUGCACUGGUGCUGCUAGUUUUUUAUUGUGUUCUCCUCUCGGAUUCGGAAGCGAGCUCCUUGAAAACACAGGCUGAUCUCAACCACACCGGAGAAACGGAGGACUGUCCGGAGAACAAAAUCCUCACAGUCGAGUACACCUGCAUCAAGGCGGGGGGUAAAAAUGGCACCUGCCUCCGGAGGAAGUGCUGUGAAGGCCACAGGUUUGUGAUGGGCCACUGCAUUCCAGAAAGCGUGGAUGUGUGCGAGGGGUCUCCCUGUGAGCAGCAGUGCACCGACAACUUCGGCCGCGUAGUCUGCACCUGCUAUCCCGGCUUCCGUUUCGACAGGGACCGCCACCGGCACCAUCAGCACCCCUACUGCCUCGACGUGGAUGAGUGCGAAGAGUCCAAUGGCACCGUGUGUGAACAGGACUGCACAAACACACCAGGCAGCUUCCUGUGUGGCUGUCGUCAUGGUUACAGCUUGGCGCCAGACCGUCGUACCUGUGUGGUCAGUAAAAGCUUGAGCUCCGCGGGGAAAUCAGACACCCUGAUGAGUAGCGAGUCCUGUUCCGUCACUUGUCAGGACUUUAUCAGCAUGAGGAACAGCCUGCUGCAGAUUAAACUGAGACUGGGCAGCACACCACCUAGUGGGCAGAUACCAUCCCCUGACUUGGCCAACCGCAGCGACAAGCCAUCCCAUGGAUGGAUGGGCAAAGGGCCGGAUGCCCUCAGCCUGCCUGGUCCUCCAGGUGCCCCGGGGGUCCCAGGACCCCAAGGAGAGCAUGGAGAGAAGGGUGAACCAGGUUUUAGGGGCCCCCCCGGCCCCCAGGGGCCACGUGGUGAUAUGGGCCCUAUGGGUCCCGAGCCUGACCUGUCACACAUCAAACGUGGUCGCAGGGGUCCAGUGGGACCUCCUGGGGCACCUGGGAAGGAUGGACAGAAGGGCGAGAGAGGUUAUCCAGGACCCAGAGGCCUAGCAGGACCCCCGGGAUCAUUCGACUUUCUCUUGCUCAUGAUGGCAGACAUUCGCAAUGACAUAAUCGAGCUCCAGGAGCAGGUGUUUGGGAGGAAGCGGGACAUUACACUGGAAAGCCCUCCCCACUCCUCCGGGGAAACGAGCUUCGGGGACUGGGGAUCAGGGGGGGAGGAUUUCCCGCUGGAUACCUGACCCCCAGACCUGUAGUACCAGUGAAACAACCAUGACAUCCACUAAGUCUGCAGGUCACAGGAGGUGACUUUCCUGUUGCACGCAACCCUAAAUGCCAAAUUAUGAGAUGGACAGAUAGCCCGUCUGCCUCGCUGCAUUUGUGGACACCUCGGAGGCCUCUGACAUUAUGUCUGUCAAACUUUUCCAUGCAGCAGGUGUGUGAGAAAACAAGUUCUAAUGGGCCUUCUGUUGGCAAAAUAGUUUUCCCGUAGGAACUAGAGUCUCACAUCCCUGGGGAGUGAAUGGCACUCGUGUUUUGUUUAGGCUUCCGGAGAUAAACAUCUCUUACCAGAUUGGCAUCAAACGGUUAUGUGAAUGAAUGAAGAACCUUUGAGGUUAUAAAUAUCCUCUCUGCUUUGGAUUUCUUCGAGGGUUGCCACGUUCUGUCCUUGCCGGGGUUUGCUGAAUGUUCUUUCCCAGGAAGGAGCAGCUAUUCAUGGGCUCAGAAAGACCAAUGAAGGACACAGGUUCUCUUUAGGGGAUAAAAACAGUCAAAAACGUAAAAAAAUACUUGUCCACAAGCCCUACUACCCCAAGUCACACGUAUUUACUGUCUGACACUCCCCCUGUCACCGCAUCUGCAUUUGAUAUAUGUGAUGAAAGAGGAAGGACUCUUGGGAAUGUGAUUUUACAAUCUGCCCUGCGUGAUUUUGGCUGGUAAGCAGCCCAACACCUUAGCAGCUCGAUGGGUCCAUGGAAACCAUUCUCCAGUGUGUGUAUGUCUGAAAGAGCGUAUAUCAUCAAAUUAUAAAGGCUAAGAAUGUGCAUAACUGUAAUAAAGAGCAAUAAAGUACUCCAUUAAAGUA
This is a messenger RNA of Brienomyrus brachyistius, 2468 nucleotides long. It is a transcript of the gene ccbe1, whose product is annotated as collagen and calcium binding EGF domains 1. Lineage: Eukaryota; Metazoa; Chordata; Actinopteri; Osteoglossiformes; Mormyridae. The coding region runs from base 451 to 1623 and encodes 390 amino acids. Gene Ontology annotation, molecular function: calcium ion binding. The transcript is spliced from 11 exons. The record is from RefSeq and is a predicted model, not a curated record.